AAUGAAAUUCACGUGUACUCCGCCUUAAUAGGAGUUCCAUUUACAGCAUUUUUAAAGUAACAACAAUUGCGGGACUUUGAUAACUGGCCGUUUAACAGGGGGUGGCCGCUGGCCGGUGGCGUUCCCUGUCGCUUCUCUUAGCCAAGGCCCCGCCAGCGAUCCCGCCGACUGAGAGAAACGAAAAGGGCUAUGGGGGGUGGGGACGAGACUGCAGCUCUCCGCAGCCUGGGCACCAGCUCCCGUCUGUAUCCAAGAUGGCGGAUUACAAGAGGAGUUUUCCUCUUUUCUGUGUAGCCUUUGCUUCCCGCUUGGUUCUCAUUUACAGUCCAGUUAAAGAUUGGCUGAUUAACAGAAUAGAGCUUUCUACACCAUUAACUGCUUGGAACAGAGUGCAGGAAGGCCUCUCUCUAGUUAAGCAUGGAGUUUCACCAUACUCUGGAGAUAUAGUACAUGAAACUCCCAUGGUGCUAUCAGUAUUCCUUGGAUUACAGCAGGUGUCAGAGAAGUUGUUUCCAGUUUUGUUUGUGGCAGGAGAUAUGUUGAUCGGAUGGCUUCUCUACAAGCUUGCCAGUCUUCACUCUCAAAUGCUGUUGAAAGAGCAGACGCUGAAUUCAAAAUCAAAUAAGUCUUUAGAGCCAAUCUUGCUUAAACCGGACUCUUUGGAUGGCAUUCCUUUGCUAGUUUCAUCCAUUUAUUUGUUAAACCCCUACACCAUUGGUUCCUGUGUGGCUCAUUCUACUGUGAUGUUCACCAACUUAGCAAUAACAACUGCACUUCUUUUUUCGCUAAAAGGGAGUAUUCUUCUCAGCACCCUUGGGGUAGCUGUUGGCACUUACCUCUCCCUCUAUCCUGUGACAUUAUUGGCUCCUGUAAUUCUUAUACUGAUGAAGGUAAACUUGUUGCAGGAAGGCCUCUCUCUAGUUAAGCAUGGAGUUUCACCAUACUCUGGAGAUAUAGUACAUGAAACUCCCAUGGUGCUAUCAGUAUUCCUUGGAUUACAGCAGGUGUCAGAGAAGUUGUUUCCAGUUUUGUUUGUGGCAGGAGAUAUGUUGAUCGGAUGGCUUCUCUACAAGCUUGCCAGUCUUCACUCUCAAAUGCUGUUGAAAGAGCAGACGCUGAAUUCAAAAUCAAAUAAGUCUUUAGAGCCAAUCUUGCUUAAACCGGACUCUUUGGAUGGCAUUCCUUUGCUAGUUUCAUCCAUUUAUUUGUUAAACCCCUACACCAUUGGUUCCUGUGUGGCUCAUUCUACUGUGAUGUUCACCAACUUAGCAAUAACAACUGCACUUCUUUUUUCGCUAAAAGGGAGUAUUCUUCUCAGCACCCUUGGGGUAGCUGUUGGCACUUACCUCUCCCUCUAUCCUGUGACAUUAUUGGCUCCUGUAAUUCUUAUACUGAUGAAGGUUAGGUUUACUGAUAUUGAACUCAGCAAGAAGACUGUUGUGUUUGUCAGUCAAGUUGUUGCUUCCUUUAUUAUAUGGACAGUGCUUUUGCUUAGCAUGUCCUAUCAUGUGUUCAACUCGUGGGACUUCCUAAGUGCAACUCAUGGGUUUAUUCUGCAGGUUUCUGAUCUCACACCAAACAUGGGACUGUUCUGGUACUUCUUUACGGAGAUGUUUGAACAUUUUAGGAUUUUCUUUCUCUGGGUGUUUCAACUCAAUGCCUUUUUCUAUUGCAUCCCUUUGACCCUCAAAUUAAGGAAUAAUCCAACGUUUCUCGCCUGUAUACUCUGUUCCGUGAUGGCUAUUAUGAAGUCCUAUCCUGCCCUAGGUGAUACCGCACUUCCACUGUCCCUCCUGGCACUGUGGAUUCACAUAUUUCCCUGUAAGCCAAUUCAGUGUCAAAACGCCUCGAAGUUGCCAACUAUUGAAGAGAGUUUUUUUUUUGUAGGUCAAUGGAUAGGAACAAGUAAACAACAGAGACAACGUAACAAUGUUUUGUGGUCGGGAGUUCGACCUUACCUCUACCUCCAAACUUUGCAUCAUUUGUAUUCGUUUUGCUGUCUUGAGGUUUUCCUCUUUUUGCUUCAUUUGCAGAUCUUAUUGACGUCUGACAUUCUGUUUGCGUUUCUCCGUCGUGAGUAUGAUCUUCAUCAUGGAAUUUAUCCACCCGUCUUGGAGGGUGACGCUGCUUCUGUGAUCUUACGGUAACUCGGUAAUCUGGACACAGACAAACUUAAAUACAGUUUCGGACAUCACCUUGCAUUUUACGCGCACCGGUUACAAGACCAUCAUGUGCUGGACAUAAGGAACUUGCGUAACUUAUUAAAUUACUGAAGUUAUAUAUUUGCCUAAAUUGUGGAACAUCUGGGACGGCAACGUCCAAAAAUUAUUGGACAUUUACACGCGUAAGCAAAGCCCGUCCGACUUUUACGCGCUGGGAUCAUGUUCCUCUACAUCAACAUCCCACCCAGAAGGUGAAAUGAAAAGAGCGAUGGCCCUCCUAAUGUUUCAGGUGACCGAAAUGGAUCCAGCAGUCCACUGAAAUGCUUCGAAUUGACCCGAAGAUUGCUGAAGAGUUUCCGAAUUGUCUACCGAAGUUCGAACGUAGUUCCGAUACCACCUGAAUGUCUCUACAGAAUGCUCGGCAAAAAAUAAUUACCGUGAGCUCAUGGUGUACGUUCUGUUCAGCGUGAGCAGUGGAAACUUGGCGAUGCUGACACGAAUGACUUAUCGUGGUAGUUUUAGUUUUUGUGGUAUACAUGUAAUAAAGAGUAAUUUAAAGUA
This is a messenger RNA of Orbicella faveolata, 2723 nucleotides long. RefSeq names its product GPI-anchor transamidase component PIGU-like. Gene Ontology annotation, cellular component: GPI-anchor transamidase complex; membrane. Gene Ontology annotation, biological process: attachment of GPI anchor to protein. The record is from RefSeq and is a predicted model, not a curated record. Lineage: Eukaryota; Metazoa; Cnidaria; Anthozoa; Scleractinia; Merulinidae.